GACUGUACGGUACGCGAGUUGACCUGGAAUGAACUCGCAACUGUGACCUAUGGUAACGAGGAAGGUUACCAGUGAAGUCAGAGAUGAUACGCAUAUUUGAGUGGAUAUUUUGUGUCUUCUUCGGUUUCUCUGCCGUCUGGGGACUAGUCUUCGAUUCUUUCAUGGUAUAUCCGAAAUGGCUGUAUCCAGAAUUUGUGCCAAAGGUUCUGGUAUGGUAUACAGAGCACUACAAAGAUCCAUUACCUUUAAAUCCUCCAGAGUGGCUGCAGGCCUUUGCAUGGUGUGAGCAGCUCUUCCUGGUACCUUUUAGCUUUGUGGCAGCAUAUGCAUUUUACAAAGGUAAGCAGCGCUGGAUCCGCAUUCCAUCAAUCAUCUAUGCCACUCAUGUGUUGACCAUGAUGGUAGCCUAUAUGUACCAUCUCUUCAUGCACGACUUCAGCAAGCAAAAAUACCCUGGACCAACUACUUCUGAAGAAAGACAACGGCUGAUCACAACCAUUCUCCCCUUUGGUAUCAUUCCUGUAUUGCUACUGGUUUUCAUGGUGAAGGAGGAGAAUUAUGGGAUGCAUGGUCACUUCACACACGUGCCACGGCACCAUUCACCUUCUAGGAGAUCAGAGAGAAUUGCUAAGAGAGACUGAGAAGUUGCUAUGUUUUAGUGAAGCUCCUGGUGAUAUAAUUUGUUUUUAUCAAAGGCAGCAAUUAACGUGACCAAUUUCAUUGUCAAUGUUUUGUACUUCAAAGUAACAACUCUUUGAUGUGACGGUCACAAAAAGCCAUAGUAUGCAAAUAUCGACUUUCAUACUUUUGUUGAAAUGUUGUUUUCCUCUUAACAGUCUUUAUCUCACUGUGUGUUUGCAGUGUAAAACUAGGAGUAAUAAAACAUUUUAGAAAACUGAAACAAUAUGUUUACUUUACAUUAUCAAGCAAG
Lingula anatina is the source of this 931-nucleotide messenger RNA. RefSeq names its product sigma intracellular receptor 2. Gene Ontology annotation, cellular component: endoplasmic reticulum. The record is from RefSeq and is a predicted model, not a curated record. Lineage: Eukaryota; Metazoa; Brachiopoda; Lingulata; Lingulida; Lingulidae.